Messenger RNA from Cloeon dipterum, 1444 nucleotides. RefSeq names its product cytochrome b5-related protein-like. The record is from RefSeq and is a predicted model, not a curated record. Bases 74 to 1429 code for a protein of 451 amino acids. Lineage: Eukaryota; Metazoa; Arthropoda; Insecta; Ephemeroptera; Baetidae. Gene Ontology annotation, biological process: lipid metabolic process. The transcript has 7 exons.
AAUUCCCAACGGCAAACAGUUGGCGUUGAUAAGAUUUGACUGCUGCACCAGAUCUGAAGCAACUUCUGCUAAAAUGAUAGGAUCGCUGUGGAAAAAAGCUCCUCCGAGGGACCCUGAUGGCAAGGGCGUCGACACUUGGCUUGCCCUGCGGAGGGAAGCUGAGGGCGCCGAGGGUCUUUGGCGCAUUCACGACAAGCUCUAUGACUUUUCUAAAUUCGCCGCCAUCCACCCUGGGGGCGAGGAGUGGCUCAAGUUGACGAAGGGCACGGACAUAACAGAGGCUUUUGAGACCCACCAUAUUUCACCUAUGCCCAGCAGGAUGCUCAAGAGAUUUCAAGUGCGAGAGGCGAAAUCAGAAAGACUGCCACCUUACACAUUCAAUCCUGGCGGAUUUUACGCAACGCUGCGAGGCCGCGUGUACGGCGUGUUCCCAGAGCUCGAAAUGCGCGGCAUCAGCAUCCAAACGCGCAUCUUAGCCGACACCGUCGCCUUUUCCUUUUUCUUGUUCGUCGGUCUGGCCGCAGCCUACCAGAGUUUCAAACUCGCGGCAUUCGCGGGAGUCCUCCUCUGCAUGCUCACUGUUGCCUCGCACAAUUUUUUCCACCUACGAGAAAACUGGAGGCGUUAUUACUUCGAUUUGAGCCUCAUGUCUUCGUCAGACUGGCGUGUUUCCCAUGGUUUGAGUCAUCACUUGUAUCCCAACUCUCUCUACGACCUUGAGAUAUCCAUGUUUGAGCCAUUCAAUAUUCGAUGGCUGCCCGUGGAAAAGUCGCUCUUUACGAAAGUCUUCCCGUGGAUUGGCAGCGUCAUCGUCUACUGCUUUGUUUUCCCGUCGGAAAUAAUCCGAAGGGUGCAAAACAGAGGUUUUCAAAAAGGCGACCUUAUUCCUUUCAUCGUCCCUCUGGUCAUGCUGCGAUACUCACCAGAAGGUCACGUCCUUCCAACGAUCCUCCUAUGGAUUACAGUGGUGCUAUCGGGCAGCCUCUGCUUUGGAAUAGUAGGGGUGAACGCCGCGCACCACCACCCUGAAAUCUUCCACGACGGUGACACGCCUCGCGCAGACACCGACUGGGGAUUGGCGGCGCUGGACACGGUGCGGGACAGACCCUCCGUCAGCGGCGUGCGCGGUGGGCUGAGCACCGACGCCAACGGCGCCCUCCGGGUGGUGGUGGACGCGCGCAGGAGCAGUGACCUGGCAUCCUUUGUCAAGGUCAUGUUCAAUUUCGGCCACCACUCGCUGCACCACCUCUUCCCCACCAUCGACCACUGGCACCUGCCGCAGCUCUAUCCCGUGCUCGAGCAAACGCUCAACGAAUUCGGUAUCCCUUUCAACACCCUCUCCUUCUCAGGCUUGCUAAUCGGGCAGCUCCAGCAGGCCAGUAGGUCAACUCCCAAUCCGCUACCACCAAAAACUCUGAAGAUGAAAUAAAUUUUUUAACUCAUA